Rotaria sp. Silwood2 is the source of this 510-nucleotide messenger RNA. NCBI's taxonomy places the organism in Eukaryota, Metazoa, Rotifera, Eurotatoria, Philodinida, Philodinidae. The record is from the annotation of a GenBank genome assembly.
AUGGAUAAUCCUCAAUAUAUCAAUAAUCCAACAAUUGUUGGAGCUCCGUCAUCAACUUCUCCAUUGGAUAUCAAUCCAGGCUCUGCUGGUGUUGAUUUCACUGAAGUGAACCCUUCUGUAAUUAUACCAUUUGCACCAGGAACAACACCAAUUAUAGUCACAGUUUCUGUACCAAACACAAAUACAAAUGUUGAUAAAAUAACAGUUACUAUCACAGAACCAACUGGUACAACUAUAGUCAAUCAAGUAUCACCUGGCGAUACAAACACAGUUGAUACUUUUCCUAUCACACCAUUACCUGAGAAUAGUACAAUGACAGUAACUUUUGGAACAAAUAAUGGACAACCUCCAGAAAAUGUAACUCUUUCUGUAAUUGCUUGCUAUACGCCAGCCACAGCAACAACAAUUGUAACUAGUGGUACUGUUCCACCAAGUAUCAGUGGAUCCACACCCACAUUGACAAUUAGUUCAACAAGUGCUGCUUUAACAGAAGGUAAAGAAUAUAUAUAG